CUCAAAUGCCACCUGUCAACCAUCACGAUAAUUUUGACAGAUUAUCCGAAAAUCUUAAAUCGUCACAAUGGAACGAUUUGCGAAAAUUGUGCAACGUCAGCGUGGAAUAUUUCACGUCUCAUCGCCAUAAAAACAGUGAUAGAAUCAAGGCUGCGCUGCUGGUGAUUUUGCAGCAACUGGACGAAUUGCAGCCGAUUUACGACGAAAUAGUCAAAUUCGCGCCAUGCUUCGAUUUCGACGAGACGACUCCGGGAAAUGGAUACAGAAGUUUUCUCUUGAUGAUCGACAAAAGUAUCGUGCACUCCGAACAGGUUUGCCAAAAGAUGUAUCGUCAGAAAGACUCAUUAUUAUUCCGAGAGAGUCAUCACACGAAGGAAGCGGAAGCAUGUUCCCAGCUAUUGAUAUCGUUACAAAUAACUUUGCCAUAUUUAAAAAUAUUGUAUAAAUGGAAUAGCUUGGAAAUAAUGAGCGAUGGAAAACCGCCUCUGAUAAUAACGGACCACAGCCGUCAAGAAUUUCUCGGUCUGAUAGAACAUGUCAAUCCACAUUGUUAUUACGGUAGAUGCGCAGGAUUUCAGUUUUGUGAUAGUUUAAAAAAGCCAAUAAAAUUAAUGAUGUCAGCUAUGGCAGCUUAUAGCGAAAUAUAUUAUAAUAAUAAUACAAUACUGAGACGAUGCGUUAAUUGCAUAGAAUAUUUUUUGGAUCCUGAAGCGACAGCACGUCGUGUUGUUAACAUAUCUCAGUAUGCUGAUAUUUAUUUUACCAAAGCAUGUUGGUCCGUGCUUGAAAUGAAAAUAUUGUGCAUAUUUCAUCCCUCGUUGGCUGUCAAUCAACCAAUAUGUAUUCCACCCGAGGAAAUAAUUCUGCCUACUCUCGAUGGUGAAACUGUGUCAAUUCCAAUACCGAAUAGCCACAUUGGAAAGAAGUCGAUAAAUCUUAAAUUGCUGAGUUUCAAACGACGCGUAGGAAUGAUCGGAUCUGGAAGCGCAGGAGGAGAGUUAUAUGAUCCAUGCGAUAGUUUAAUUAUUUAUAUUCACGGAGGGGGAUUCAUCGCACAGACAUCACAAUCACACGUAAUGUACCUACAUAAGUGGACUAAGAUGCUCGACGUACCAAUCUUGUGUAUAGAUUACAGUUUAGCCCCGGAAGCUCCCUAUCCACGCUCCCUUGAAGAAGCCCUGUAUUCUUACGCAUGGGCGUUAAAUCAUGCGACUGUACUCGGAAGUACAGCAAAAAAAGUGAUACUUGUAGGUGAUUCCGCCGGUGGUGUCUUGUGCUUGCAAGUUAUCUUCAGAUGCGUGCAGUUAAAUAUAAGAAAACCGACCGGUAUUUUUGUGGUUUACCCACCAGGGAUCAUCGAUUUUCUUCCAUCGCCAUCUCAUAUGUUCUUUUUGAACGAUCCGUUCUUAUUGGUCGGUACCAUAAUACGACUUUUGAAGGCUUACGUGGGAACUGAUAAAGGCACAUUUACGAAGCAUGAAAAUGAAGAAUGGGCGAAACUGGAUGCAAAGAGCUCUUCUGUUGAAGUGAAUGAAAAUCACGUUACAGCAAUGCAUCCAAACGAAAACAGCGCGAAAAGUAUAGCAUCUCUUUCAUCUAAUUCGACAUUAACUUCUGUCAACUCAAAAAAAAUCGAUGGUAUAUACAUAAAUUGA
Molecule: messenger RNA, 1655 nt
Organism: Nylanderia fulva
Lineage: Eukaryota; Metazoa; Arthropoda; Insecta; Hymenoptera; Formicidae
Product: hormone-sensitive lipase-like
Biological process (GO): cholesterol metabolic process; triglyceride catabolic process
Cellular component (GO): cytosol
Molecular function (GO): triacylglycerol lipase activity; sterol ester esterase activity
Source: RefSeq, a predicted model, not a curated record